This is a messenger RNA of Bolinopsis microptera, 4659 nucleotides long. Its product is annotated as basement membrane-specific heparan sulfate proteoglycan core protein-like. The coding region runs from base 1 to 3600 and encodes 1199 amino acids. The record is from RefSeq and is a predicted model, not a curated record. The transcript is spliced from 21 exons. NCBI's taxonomy places the organism in Eukaryota, Metazoa, Ctenophora, Tentaculata, Lobata, Bolinopsidae.
AUGGAGACUAACGACGACUACUUUGCCUACGAUAACGCUUACGACGCCUGUUAUACCACGGGUAACUUCAUCUGGCUGAGGGUGAGGUAUCAGCAGACAGGUAACACCGGCACGGACAGAAGACUGGAACUCUUCACUGAGUUCUCUGAGUGGGCGCAGUCCACCACCUUCGCUCCGUACACCGUGAUGGAUACCGCUGCGUGCGUGGGAGCCUGUGCUUGUUGUAUUGAGGAUAGGUGUUUGAAAGCACCCACCACAAUCAUGGAUAGACUCAAGUGUUCUUCUAAUAAAAGGAGGAGGAGAGCAGCUGAGGAUGAUUUCCCAACAUUGUCGUUCGACGCUUUCGCGAGAAAUGGAAACGCCACUUACGUGACCAGAUCUGACGAGAUACGUUGUGGUGCUGGAUCCGUUCCUCUGGACAACAGUUGUAUGGUGUGCGUAGAAGGAACCUACCAAUCUGGUGACCAAUGUGUGAGCUGCCCGGCGGGAACAUACCAAGACCAGACGGGAACUAGCACGUGUUCUUCGUGCCCCGAGGGCACCAGUACUACCAGUACCGGAGCUACUGCUCCUUCUCUCUGUAUACAAGUGUGUCAGAUGGAGGAGGUGCGAUACGGAGUGAGCGACCCACCUGCUGGGUGGAUCGUUAAACUGGGAGAACCCGUCACAGUGAGAUGUAACCAGGGCUUCCAGUUGGGAGGACAGAGUAUUACUGUUACUCAGUUGAAGACAUGCACUGAUAAACCUUCUUGCUCACGAGUACAAAUCAGCACAACCUCUCUUAACGUUCUGGAAAGUUCCGUUCUUGACCUGAGCUGCAAGAUAACCGCCGCCUCUAAGCCAGAACUUUGUCUUUUCUAUAAGGACUCGAGGCAAAUUAACGCUACUGAACCACUCAGUUUGGAAGGAGGCAAGUUCUCAUGUGAGACUAGUAUCACAAUGGUACAGGGCUCUGAUGAAGGCUCUUACUCCUGCUCUGCUGUCUGGAGUGAUGACGCUCAGCCCGAACCAAGCAACAUAAUUGAUAUAAGAGUUAUGGGUCUGACGUUUGACUCAACUGUAACUGUUUAUUCUGAGAAUUCAGAUCACACAUUCUUCUGUGCUGCAACUGUUCCUUCCGAUUCCAUAGUUAUUAUUUCUUGGACUAGAAACGGACAACCGGUGGGAGAGAGACUGACCUCAACGUCCAACCCGGCCAUCGGUGUCCUGAAUCUGGAGACCAUCACCCCGAAAGACCAGGGAGACUACCAGUGCCGAGCUACCUACCUCGGUAUAGGUACCAUCGUCUCAGAUCCUGCUACACUUACUGUUCUAGGCUUCUUAGAGGCUCUCACUGACAUGGACUUAACUAAAGGAAACAGCGUCAGUCUGCACUGCAAACCUACUUUGGGGGAAAUAACCUGGUCUCUGAACGGCUCCCCGUUCUCCUCUACCUCCACCUCUCUUAUAAUGAAGAAUGUGGGCCAGGAGAACGAGGGUGUCUACAAGUGCCAGGCUGCUCAUCAGGGACAAACCCUCUCCUCGUCGGCUAAAGUCACUGUGUCUGAUACGGGAAUUACCCAACAUCCUGUGGACACGCCACUACAAUCUGGCCAACAAGCUACUCUUACCUGUGCUACUAACGCAGACUCGUCCUUCAAAUGGUUUAUCAACGAAAAAGAGAUCAGCACUGGAGUUGAGAGCACAUCAACGCAGUCUAUCUUGGUCACCUCACCCUUGACUUUGAGAUCACGCGUGCAGUGCGUUGUCUCGUCAGGGGACAAAAAAUACUUAUCUAAAAAAGCUCUGGUAAAUCUUAUUGGUUUCAAGACAAUGCCUAAAGACAGCGGUCUACCUGUAGUGGGAGAUGUAACCCUGAUCUGCAGCGUUCUAGGAGAUGGGCUCAAACAGUUGGUCUGGAUCAGAUCUUCUGAUUCCAGUGAGGUCCCCAGCCGUAAGACAGAGAGGUACAAUACCGGUUACGCGACUACCAACGUGCUGACUACUAGCCAGGAAGGAACUUACUUCUGCAAGGCUACUUUCGAGCAAGGCUUUAUCAUCGAGUCCGAGAGAGCAAAUAUCUCUCCAGUCCGAGUGGACUUGUCUGUUGAAACUGUAGCUCUGGGAGAUGAUAUAACACUCACGUGUACUGUUACUGGGGCUAUUAAAGCAGAUCUGGUCUUCUGGACUAAGGACGGAGAACUUAUGUUCAACGAUAAGAGUGUUAGUCACGUGCCUGGAUCCGUCACAUCCUACAGUUACCUAACCUUGAACUCAAUUCUCACCUUUGACAUGGGAGAGUACCGCUGUGCUGCCUCCAUCCUGUCAGAUCUAACAGUGUACGGAUCAGAACCCGCUCCCCUCAAACUACUGGGAUUCAUUGACGUAGUAUCUGAUAUCGUGGUCAAGAGAGGACAGCUGACUGAGGUGGUAUUCAGUGUUCGGCACCAGGACGGAGUCAAGGUGUCAUGUGAUCUGUCACAAGGUGCCGUGCAGAUCAGUGACGGUGAUCACCAUGGUGAUGCGGUGAGGUUCCGAGGAGAAGUGAUAAGUGUGGGUGAGGAGGUGAAGGAGAUUCAAUACAGCUGUUCUGUUUCUUACGGAGCUGAUGUAGUUAUCAAAUCUGAUUUAGCAAAGAUCUAUAUCGUUGAUGAACCCACUCUGGAAGUAGAUAGUUCUCGCUACGUGCUGAUCGGAGAGGAGGCGCUCCUUACCCUGACUGCAAACUACAUAACUAACGUGCCUGCCGUUCAUUGGAAGGUCAACAGUUUGAGAACUAUACAAUUCUCUGGCUCCUACACCAGUUCUGAGUAUACCAGCACCCUACAGUGGCCAGUCACUCAAGACAUAGAGGUCGAGGCUACAGUUCACUACGCUGACGUCGGAGGGUAUUCUGUCAGGAGAGCUGUUGUGCUCGCUUACGGAGUGGAAGGAGUAACCGGACCGGAGAAGGUGCACCUGGGGGAAGGUUACAACCUGACUUGCUCUGUUGCUACAAUAGAUGAGAAUACCAAGAUCACUUGGUACCGAGCUGAUAGUCCAGUUCUACCCCACUCUACCCUCUACUACGAUAACAAGAUAUCAUCAGUAUUGUAUCUACCUGAAGUAGAAGCUAGCGAUAUUGGUAUUUACACUUGUUCCGCAGCAUUCUCUGACGGAAAAGAAUCAUCAGGAGCUUUCUAUGUUACCCAAACCAGUGACUGUAAAUUACCAAGCAUUGAGAACGCCGUCAUGGACUCAAGCUCCGACAUUAUCUCUCAUUUGGGUGAACUGAAGGUGAACUGUGGGGACGAGACAAUCGUUAUCAAGUGUGAACACGGUUCCUGGGACCAGACUCUCGUCUUCUGCCCUGCGCCACAGACCAGCUGGGACAUAAUCGGUAUUGUGGUGGUUGCAGUUCUGCUUGUUGUUGGUGUCGGUGUGUUCUUCUUCUACAAGAAACACACCAGGGCAGUAUCUUCCUCCCUACCCGAAUCUGGAGCUGACUCUGUUGAGAUGUACAAGAGACAGUGGAAGGACCAUUCUGAAGUCAUCAAUAAUCCAACCGCAAUGGAGAACGUGGACCUGGAUUCUCAGAAUCACCAACAACUGGAAAGAACAAUGACUCAAAUAUCCAGCUAAUUAUCAGCUAAUUAUCAGUUAAUUAGCUAAUUGGUUUAGAAGACUGAAUGUCUAGGAUUUGUAGGCUUAGAGAACGCAGGCUGUGUAACUAGACUUGUAAAGACUGUUAGAGUUAUACUUUUCAGAUAAUAUCUAGGUACUGUAUUUUCAUUGGCCCAGAUGUUACUUUAUAAAUGCAGGUAUUAAUUUAAGUUACUGUAAUUAUUGACCCGAAAAGUACAAUCUGGAUUCAAAUUAAAACAGUCUUGUAACAUACCAACGAGUAAAAAUUAUAAAGGCGAGUUUGAUACUUCUGUAUAUAACCAGCUUUUCAGAUUAUUUCUAGGUACUGUAUUUUCAUUGGCCUAGAUGUUACUAUGUAAUAAUGCCUGUAUUAAUUUAAUUUUAAGUUACUGUAACUAUUGACCCAAAAAGUACAAAAUAUUCACACUACAUUAAUAUUGAAAGUUUAAAUUAUAAAUGCGAGUUUGAUACUUGUCUGUAUAAUCAGCUGAUUCAAAUUCAAAUUCAAAUUCAAAUCAAAUUACAAUUUAUCAAAAUUAUCAAUUUAUAUGUAUAAUUAUACAAUUUCAAUUUACUCUCACAUAAUAUAUUGUAUCACUAAUAUAUCUCAUUUACCUUGUUUUCACUUAGACAGAAUUAAAUACAUUUUGUAAUAUGGUGAAUGAUGAGAAUAAUUAAUCAUAUAUGUGGCAAGUGAAGGGUACUGAAUAUUAAAAUUUAAAAUGGAGAGUUCGGAAUUUGUGAGUAACUGCCAACCGGGGUACGCAGUAGCCUACAGGCUAAAAAGAGCGUUCACCGGAUUGUGUGCGCAAUAUCUAAUCUGAUUAUUAUUCUGUGUUUAUAGCGAUGUAAGUGACCCAGAUUACAUUAAUACAUCUUUUUUUAUGAGAUAUUAAGUUGAUUUUUGUAUAUUUUAUCAUUAUUUAAACAUUAAAUUUUUUUAAGAUUCAGCUGUUAUGUUUGAGCUAAAAGUUAGCUUUAGACUUAGACUAUAAAAUAAUUAUAAAUUAAACAUCGUGUCAAUGUCAGAUAAUUAUUAAAAGUAUAUUCGACUUC